Labrus mixtus (cuckoo wrasse) is the source of this 2027-nucleotide messenger RNA. RefSeq names its product glutaryl-CoA dehydrogenase b (gene gcdhb). The transcript has 12 exons. The coding region runs from base 63 to 1385 and encodes 440 amino acids. The record is from RefSeq and is a predicted model, not a curated record. Gene Ontology annotation, biological process: fatty acid beta-oxidation using acyl-CoA dehydrogenase; fatty-acyl-CoA biosynthetic process. Gene Ontology annotation, molecular function: flavin adenine dinucleotide binding; fatty-acyl-CoA binding; glutaryl-CoA dehydrogenase activity. Lineage: Eukaryota; Metazoa; Chordata; Actinopteri; Labriformes; Labridae. Gene Ontology annotation, cellular component: mitochondrial inner membrane.
ACGCAAAGUGCAAACCAGGACAAGGGGGGCUGUUAUCUCAUUAACUCAGAUUAAUCUUCAUUAUGGCGUUGAGAGGUGCUUUGUGCCGUCUCUUGGUAAACUCUCAGAGAUGUGCCAUCAUCUCCGCUUCCAGAGCUCAGGGAACUGCAGCACCUGCCAGAAGGGAUGCAGAGAAGACUGAACAGAAGCCCAAAGCACCAAAGGUCCAGUUCAACUGGCUCGACGCCCUGGACCUUGAGGGCCAGCUAACAGAAGACGAGGUCAUGAUCAGAGACUCCUUCCGGACCUACUGCCAAGAGAAGCUCAUGCCUCGCAUAAUCUUGGCAAACAGAAAUGAAGUGUUCCACAGAGAAAUUGUGUCCGAGAUGGGAGAGAUGGGUGUCCUGGGCCCAACUAUUAAAGGUUAUGGCUGCGCUGGGACAAGCUAUGUGGCCUAUGGUUUGAUUGCCAGAGAGGUAGAGAGAGUGGACAGCGGCUAUCGCUCAGUUAUGAGUGUGCAGUCUUCACUGGUCAUGCACCCCAUCAACGCCUAUGGCACAGAGGAGCAGAAACAAAAGUACCUCCCUAAGCUUGCCCGUGGAGAGAUCCUGGGUUGCUUUGGCUUGACAGAGCCGAACCACGGGAGUGACCCCAGCGGAAUGGAAACCAGAGCCAAAUACAAUCCAUCCAGUCGCACCUACACACUCUCUGGAUCAAAGACAUGGAUCACCAACUCCCCAGUGGCAGACAUUGCUGUAGUCUGGGCUAAAUGUGAUGAUGGGAAGAUCCGAGGCUUUAUUUUGGAGCGUGGCAUGAAGGGCUUCUCAACACCUAAGAUUGAGGGGAAAUUCUCCUUGAGAGCCUCGGCCACAGGCAUGAUCGUCAUGGAUGAGGUGGAGGUUCCCGAGGAGAACUUGUUGCCUAACGCUUCAGGCCUGGGGGGUCCUUUUGGCUGUCUGAACAACGCUCGUUAUGGUAUUGCAUGGGGGGCUCUGGGUGCUGCAGAGUUCUGUUUCCAUGCAGCUCGACAGUACACACUCGACAGAAUCCAGUUUGGAGUGCCACUGGCAAGGAAUCAGCUGAUGCAGAAAAAAAUGGCCGACAUGCUGACAGAGAUCACCAUCGGCCUUCAGUCCUGUCUGCAGCUUGGUAGACUCAUCGAUCAGAAGAAAGCAGCCCCUGACAUGAUAUCCAUGCUGAAGAGGAACAGCUGCGGUAAAGCGCUCGACAUCGCCAGGCAGGCCAGAGACAUGCUGGGAGGAAAUGGCAUCGCAGAUGAGUACCACAUCAUCCGCCAUGUUAUGAACUUAGAGGCUGUUAACACUUAUGAAGGCACUCAUGAUAUCCACGCUCUGAUCCUGGGCAGAGCCAUCACCGGCCUGCAAUCCUUCACUGUGGGCAAAUGAGACCCGCUCCCAAACAACGGCAGUCUUCUCUUAGAGAUGUGACAUGCAUGCCAACUCUUCAGCAAACUAUUUUGUGUGAAGUGUAAUUUAUAUCAAAGCAGAUUGUUUUUCAACUUCAAAAAGGGCUAUUUUUCUACUCUAUUCUCAACAACACCGAAUGUCUAAUCAUCUCCCUACACCAUGUCCCAGCUGUACCUAAACAAGUACAAUUCAUUGUAUAAACUUCCAUGGACACGACUGUAGUGAAAGAUAACUAUUUCUCAAUGAGGUCAAGAUCUACAUUUGCUUCUGAUCAUCUUGCCUUGUUAAUUGUUUAGCACCAAUACACCAAGUCAAAUUCUGUGUAUGUGUAAAUGUACUAUAAAAUGUACAAUAAAACCUGAUUCUGAUUCUGAUGUAUGCAACGUUAAUAUGUUACUGUAAUGGUAAGACAUUCAGCAUAAAUGGACACUACUCUUGAAUUUUCUGUGAUGUUUUUAACUGACCGGUAUUAUCUUACAUAUGAAAAGAUCAGUUUGUUUUCUGUAACCACAGUGAAUCAUUUUGGCACUUUACUGGCUCUGUUACUGAGAUGUCUUUCCUUUGCGUGGCUUUCCAAAGGACAAGGACGCUGAUCAAUAAAAGUUAUUUUAAUAUUUCAAA